AUGAUGAAGGAAAUUGAAUAUAAUGAAGAAUUUGUCAUUCAUGGUCAACAUUUACUUAUUGUUGAACCACCUGCUUCAAGUACUCGAUAUCAUCAUGUUGCUUCUCAAUUUUUAUAUAUUCAUUCAAUUGGUAUCUUUUCAUUAACUCAACAAGACUAUAAUAGUUAUUCAGCUGCUUAUUGUCAAAUAUGGUUAACAUUAGCAAAUACAUUAUCAUUGUAUGUUUAUUUAUUAACAUUAGAUUAA
Messenger RNA from Rotaria sordida, 246 nucleotides. The record is from the annotation of a GenBank genome assembly. Lineage: Eukaryota; Metazoa; Rotifera; Eurotatoria; Philodinida; Philodinidae.